Ictalurus furcatus (blue catfish) is the source of this 5100-nucleotide messenger RNA. Its product is annotated as sialin. Lineage: Eukaryota; Metazoa; Chordata; Actinopteri; Siluriformes; Ictaluridae. Gene Ontology annotation, biological process: monoatomic anion transport; transmembrane transport. The record is from RefSeq and is a predicted model, not a curated record. The transcript is spliced from 13 exons. Gene Ontology annotation, molecular function: transmembrane transporter activity. Bases 1408 to 2934 code for a protein of 508 amino acids.
UAGUGCACUUGAAGCAUUUUUAGAUUGAGACAGGCCUUAAAAUGGCCGACUGCGUGAUCGGUGCCUUGACUACUGAACUAGAGAACAGAUUGAGACGCACCCCUCAUUUCCAGAAAUGGCUAGUUGAAAAGUAGCGACAUUGACAUUAAACGAGCCACUAACCACAAUAACAACAGGACCCGACUGGACGUGUCGCAGUGUAGCAGGUACUUAGAAAUAACAAAAUAAAAUUUAGUUAGGACGCGACAAAAAAAGUCGCUUAUUCAGCACCAGUAUCUUUUGACUGAACAUUUACUCUCUGUGAUCCUAAAGUGCUCUACUGGAUUCAGAUCCGGUGACUGGGAAGGCCACUGAAGAAACUGAAUUCAUUGUCAUGUUCAUGAAACCAGUUUGAGGCUUUUGCUUUGUGACAUGGUGUAUUAUCAGGCUGGAAGUAGCCAUCAGAAGAUGAUAAAUUGUGACCAUGAAGGGAUGCACAUGAUCAGCAGCAAUACUCACAUAGUCUGUGGCACUCAAACGAUGAUCGAUAUUGGUAUUAACGGGCCCAAAGUCUGCCAAGAAAACUUUCCCCACAUCAUUACACUACCUCCUCCAGCCUGGACUGUUGACACAAGGCAGGUUGGGUCCAUUGAUUCGUUCUGUUGCUGCCAAAUUCUCACCCAACCGAUGUGCCUCGGCAGAAAUCAAGAUUUAUCAGACCAAGCAACGUUUUUCUAGUCUUCAGCUGUCCAGUUUUGGUGAGCCUGUGCCCACUGUAGCCUCAGAUUGAUGUUCUUGUCUGACAGAAAUGGAACCCAAUGUGGUUUUCUGCUGUUGUAGCCCAGUCACCUCAAGGUUCGACAUGUUGUACAUUCUGAGAUGCUUUUUUGCCCAACACAAUUGUACAGACUGGUUAUCUGAGUUACUUCUGGUAACUCAUGUUUAAAAAAAAGGAUAUUUAAAUUAGUCUUUCUGUCAGCUGAAACCAAUCGGGCCAUCCUCUGUUGACCUCUCUCAUCAACAAGGAUCAUCACUGGAAGUUUUUUCUUUAUUGCACCAUUCUGAGGAAAGUCGAGAUACUGGUGUGCAUUAUAAUACCAAGAGAUCAGCAGUUAUAGAAAUACUCAAACCAGCCUGUCUGGCACCAACAAUCAUGCCAUGGUCAGAAUCAUGGCGGUCACAUUUUUUCCCCAUUCUGAUGGUUGAUGUGAAUAUUUGCUGAAGGUGCUGGCCCGUAUCUACAAGAUUUUAUGCAUUACACUGCUGCCACAUGGCUGGUGUUCGGAAUAUGUGACUAAGCAGACUCUGAAAAAAAGCUCUGAAAGCAGUUUGGAUCAGCGAAUAGCAGUAAACCUGGUCUCUGUUUGGACUUGUGGACACCAUGGUUUGAUGAGCACAUCUAAAAAUUGUUGCAUUUGAACAUUUACCAUGGCCCUACCUGAUAGAUGGCCUAUUACCUCUAAUGUGGAGGAUCUGACGGAAGACGAAACACCACUGCUGCAGAAAUAUGCCGAACAACAUACAGUGCCUCCUCAGUGCUGCUCUGUGCGAUUCAACCUGGCCUUCAUGAUGUUCCUCGGCUUCGCUGUGGUGUACGGCCUCCGGGUCAAUCUCAGUGUCGCUAUGGUCGCCAUGGUCAAUACAACUGCUAUCCAGUCAUCCUUCAAUGGCAGUGAAUCAAAGGAAUGCCCAGCAUCUUCUACUACCUCUAACAGCAGCAGUGAAAAUCCCAAUCAGCCAGAUGGGGUACCAAGAUACCCAUGGAAUCCUGAGACUCAGGGCUUGCUGCUGGGUGCAUUCUUCGUUGGGUACUUUUUCACCCAGAUCCCCGGGGGCUACCUGUCAGGUCGCUGUGGUGGGAGUAAGUUCCUGGGAGGAGGAGUUUUUUGUACAGCAGUGCUCACCAUCCUCACUCCUCUGGCUGCUGAGCUCGGGGUCAAUUGGCUGCUUGCUCUAAGAGCUCUGGAGGGGUUUGGAGAGGGUGUAACAUUCCCUGCCAUGAUGGCUAUGUGGGCCUGUUGGGCCCCUCCAUUGGAAAGAGCUCGUCUGAUGACUAUCUCAGGAGCAGGAGGAAAUUUUGGUGCUUUCCUUGCGUUCCCUCUCACAGGCUUCAUAUGUCACAGUCUGGGCUGGCCUGCAGUCUUCUACCUCUGUGGGGGAGCAGGAUGUCUUUGGGCAGUACUGUGGUUCAUUAUGGUGUCAGAUGAACCUCAGACACAUCCAAGAAUAAGUGACCAAGAAAGAGAAUACAUUAUCAACUCUAUAGGUUCAGAGGGAGGCUCCCAUGGUUGGUCACUGCCGCUGUUGCCUAUGCUGUGCUCAGGCCCUCUCUGGGCCAUCAUCAUUGCACAGAUGUGUUCCAACUGGUCUUACUACACUCUGCUUACCUCGCUGCCUACCUACAUGGACACAGUGCUGCACUUUGACCUGCGCCAGAACUCCUUCCUGUCGGCGUUACCCUACUUGGGUGGCUGGUUGUUCUCCGUGCUCUCAGGUGUGGUAGCGGACAAUCUUUUGGAGAGGAAGAUACUAAGUGUAACGGCUGUCCGCAAAAUCUUCACUUUCGCAGGUUUGGUCAUACCAGCAGCACUCCUGGUUGCUGUUGGAUUCUCCGGGUGCAGUGGCAUUCUGGCUGUCACCUUUGUCACCCUGUCCAACACUCUCGGGGGCAUCAGUGCAGCUGGAGUCUUCAUUAACCAGAUUGAUAUUGCUCCUCAGUAUGCUGGCAUACUGCUUGGGAUCACCAACACUUUUGGCACUAUCCCAGGAGUACUUGCACCAAUUGUAGUGGGUCAUCUUGCCAAUGAUCAUUCUCUGAUGGGCUGGAGGAAGGUCUUCUAUUUGUCAGCAGGACUGAGUGUAUUUGGAGCCUUACACUACAUAUUGUUUGGCACUGGAAAGAUCCAAACUUGGGCACGAAGGGAGAACCAGUCAGAAACAGAGACUGAAAAAUAGCAAUAAACUUGUUCUAAAAAGGACGCUAUUCAAAUUAUUUACUAGAAAACAUAAUUAAUUUUUAAAUGACUUUCAUUAUUUUAUGUUCUUAAUAUAAGAACAUAAAUGAAAAAUACAUGGAAAAAAAAGAACAUUUUUAAGGGAAUAAGGGAAAUCAAUAUGUUUGUUUAUAUACUCGAUGUUUGUCUAAUCCAGUAUAGCCAAUAACGUGGUUAAGGUUUAUCUGAAAAGGUAAAAUAAGGUCCAUUCCAUGGGAAUAACUGUUACCUCUUAUAACACUGGAAUGUCUCUACAUUUUAUUUGACUUUAUAGAAAAUCUCGGUUCAUGAAACACCAGCACCACCUUUACAAUGUGUGGCAGUAUUUACAUGUACACAAUGUCAUUUUUCAAAGCAUUUUGUGUACUUCAACAAUUUGUAUACGUUUAUAGAAACGUACAUUUCCUUAACUCUUUAUAUGCCCAUGUUUUACACUUUAUAAAACAUGUUUACUAUAUAAAUGUUUUUAAGCUGCUGUCUAUAAUAAUUGUAGCAUUGAAACAUUGCAGUUUUACACACAACUGCAAAUGGAAAUAUUUGCUUUUGUGUUGAUUUUGUAAUUUUUGUUGCCAUUAUAUUUUGUUUGUUGAUUCCUAUUUUAAUCCUUUUUAUAUUAAUAUGUAAAUUACACUUUCAUAUGAAAGUCUGAAAGUGUUAAACAUUCCGUAUAUGAGGGCAUUCAUUCUGUGGUUCAUUCUGUGGAUACAGUAAGACUCUUGUGAGAUGUUUUGAGUAACAUGGUAACAUAACAUAGAUUCCCAUAUAUGCUGGUAUUUUUUAUUUAUUUUUUUUUUAAAGAUCAUGAUUAACCAAAAGUUACUUUGGUAUUGUUGUACACUGCCAGCCUACAUCACAUCAUAGUUUGAGGGAUGAGCAUGUGAUCCAAGUGGGAACCAAACAAGGGAAGCAGGUGGAGUUUAUUUUAAUAACAUACCAUUAAGCUAUGUAAAUGCUAAAGAAUGGGAAGACCUUACCUACACUGUACAUCAGGUGCAUAAAUACUGUUAUAUUGUUAUUGAUAGUACUUUUAUAGUACUUUUAGUAUUGUUUUUUUUUCCAGAGGGUAAUAAUUUAAAAAGCUUUUUUAACUAAUGAGUGGCAAUAAAAAUUGAGGAAUGCUUAAUAAUAAAUGUUAAAAGAACUUUGAAGAAAUGUGUAUAAUUCUUUUUCUCUGACUUGAAUUCUAUUGGUGCCACUGUACUAAAAAGUCCCUGUGUAAGUUGUUGCUAUAGAAACAAAAACUUUUUAGGAGCGCUCAUUACACACUUAUUUACAACUAGGCACAUUUAUCUUAGCCAGUCCACCAACUAGCAUGUUUUGGAAAGGAGGGAGGAAAUCAGAGAACCGGAAAGAAACCCACAGACACCAGGAGACAUGUGCAGAAACUUCACACAGACGUUAACCUGAGCUCAGGUGCCACUCACAGCACAUACUGAAGUGUUUUAUUCCUCUUGUACCACAGUAAUUUUCCAUAAAAAAUGUUUUAUUAAAGAGCGACAAGUUAGCGCCUUAUGUUAUCACUUAUAACCACUUAUACCUCUAAACAGUCGCUCUCACACCAGCAGUUUUUUUUUACUUUCUCUUGAAGUUCUUUCCCAUGUCAAAAUACUUACAGCUAACUGAAACUGAAGCUGACACUGAAGAGCCCUUCCAAAACUGCUAUAUCUCCUCACAGAAAGCUUCAUCACAUCAAUGAUUACAUGUUCUGUUUAUGUGGAGCUUCCCUCUGCAAUCUAUUACUAUGAAAACAAUAGCACAAUGAGCACAUUCGACUAAACUUUCCAGUCUGUCCAAGCCAUCCUGUUUUAAGAAAUGAAUCUGACCAAUCAGAUUCAAGCAUUCAACAGCGUGGCAGUAUAAGGGGUUAGAAUAUGUACAACACAAAAGCAAUUCUCAAAACUAUUUAUUUGUAGAUCAUUUGUAACAGUUACUUUUCUUUCUACUGCAUGUAUAUGUAGUUAAUAGUCUACUGCCCACAGACCUACUGUCAAGAUUAUAUUUUAUUUUAAUUUUUUACCCCAAAUGUUUUACUUGAACUGCUCAUACAUUCACUGUGUAUCUGCUGGCAGUGUCUUAUAAAUCUGUCACUGGCUAAAGAAAUGCUUAUUUAAAGCUACCACUAGUUUUA